AUGCUGCAACAGAUCUUGCGAGAAAUGUGGGUCGACCCCGAAAUACUUGCUGAGCUCGACGAGACGCAGAAACAGACGCUCUUCUGUAAAAUGAGAGAGGAACAGGUGCGUCGAUGGCAGGAGUGGGAUAAAAAGGUCGGAAAACAUGAGAAUGAAAGACGAAACCAACAGAAUGGGAAGAAACAGGUGCAGUUCCUUAAGGGAGAGGACGGGGAGCCCUGGGUGUGGGUGAUGGGUGAGCAUCCGGAUGAUAAAUCUAUCGAGACCAUUCUUUGUGAGGAGACACGCGCUCGGGCUGUCGCUCAAGCGAGGGUCGAAGCUCAUCAACUGAGGAAAUCUGUUGAAAAGGAACUAACACAUCUCAUAGAUUACAAGCCUCUUGAUAGCUUGGAGCAGAAAUUUGACAUAUCUCCAAAGAACGUGGAUUCGUUGGAAGAUACUCUGGAUCUAUAUUGUUCAGUGGACGAGCUGAGGCAGAGGAUCGAGGAGUUGGAGCCGGAGGUGAAGAAGAGUGGCGAGGCUGACAAGGAUUACUGCGAGGAACAUACGAAAAUGAACCUUAAGAACAACACGCUACAGUUCAAUUUCAUUGAAGGGAAGAAAGAUGUUAUACAAGACUCCGGUCGUGUCGGUGACGGCGUGUCGCUCCGCGUGGCGGCCUGGGAGAGGCGGGUGGCGGCGGCGCGGGCCGGGGACAUCCUGCGGGGGCUUCGGGCCCGGCGAGCCCGCACGCUCCGGGACGCGAGGGAGCAGGCGCAGGGCGGGGACGCGCUGUGGAGGGAACAGGAGCGUAAAGCUAAAGAGGCGGAGGCUGCUAUGCGGGAGAUUGCUCGAGCGGCGCGGGAGGCACACCGGAUGACGUCUCACCUCGCGCCCGCGUGCGCUUUGCCUGCGAGCAAACCACCCAAUAGAGAAGCUGUUCUAGACUGGUUCAAGACUAAAGAAUUGCCGCGAGGUGUCGGCCUGGACGAGAACCAGAAACCUGUCGACUGGUUCCAUGGCCUGAUCAGCCGUUGCCAGGCGGAGGAUCUCCUGGUUCGUUCGUCGUCUGGCAGUUUCUUAGUGCGCGUGUCGGAGCGCGUGUGGGGCUACGCGAUCUCGUACCGCGGAGAGCGGACCAAACACUACCUCGUGGACGCUACACACGGGUACAGCCUGCUGGGGGCCGGGCAGCGGAGACAUGACACGCUUGCCGAUCUUAUAAAUUACCACAAGAAAGUUCCCAUCACGGAAAGCGGCGGCGAAUUGCUCACGACGCCGUGCGCGCCAUCUAGCGACAGAGACGCGCACUUAAUAUAA
Molecule: messenger RNA, 1299 nt
Organism: Danaus chrysippus (African queen)
Lineage: Eukaryota; Metazoa; Arthropoda; Insecta; Lepidoptera; Nymphalidae
Source: the annotation of a GenBank genome assembly